AUGAUCUCUGAAUCUAGUAAAGAAGAUAAAGCCCGGUCCGUGGCCAUUGACCGGCGCCUGAAGCAAGAUAGUCGUGGUCUGUGCCAGAACGUCAAAGUCCUACUAUUUGGACUUGAAGAUAGCGGAAAAGAUGCAAUGGUCAAACAUAUGAAGCUCAAGUCUGCAAAUGGGUACACUCGCUCAGAACUGAUAGAGUGGCGACAGAUGAUCAAGGCAAAGCUACUCCGGAAUGUAUUUGUACUUCUCGAUGCCAUGGAGCAAUGUGGCAUUGAACCCGGAAAUGAGUCUAACAUCAGCCACUGUGAAUUUCUCAUGAGAUGUCGCUUAGACAACCCCAUGAAUGGUCGACUAGACUUCCAUAUAGGCGUUGCUAUCCAAGCCCUAUGGAACGAUCCGUGCAUGGCUAAAGUUCUUAAGCAUUCCGCUGGCACCGAUUAUACCUUGGACGGCGAAGCCCGAUAUUUAUUCGAGCAGACGUCACGCAUCGUCCAGCCACAUUACGAGCCCACUGUGGAAGACAUCCUUAGAACAAAUGACGAAUCAAGAGGAAUCCGUGAGACAGAUUUUGUAUUUGAAACUUUCCAAAUGACGAUUUUCGAUAUAAACACGAGACAACUAGGCGAGCAGCAGAAGUGGAUACACGCAUUCGAGACCGUGACUUCCAUCAUGUUUGUGGUAGAUCUUGCGGAUUACGAAUCGAUACAUUCUGACCAUGAUUCGGGAGGUAUGACGGAAUCUCUUACACUCUUUGACUCUAUGGUGAACUCUCGCUGGUUCUCACGGUCGUCUGUGAUCCUCUUCCUCACAAAUAUGCAUGCUUUCAGGAAUAAACUUUUGAGGACUCCUUUCUCAAGCUACUUUCCCGACUAUACUGGGCCCGAUGAUGCAGCUGCGAUCUUGCAGUACAUUAUCAAAAGAUUCAAUGCAUGCAACAGAUGCCAUCUCGACUUCUUUCCACAUGUCUUGGAACUAUCAGAUCCUGUCAGUCUCAAGCUUCUCCUCAAGGCUGUUCAAGAGACAACGGUAAACAACGCCCUUAGGACUCUAGGCAAGAUCUAG
Messenger RNA from Pseudovirgaria hyperparasitica, 1059 nucleotides. RefSeq names its product G protein alpha subunit. Gene Ontology annotation, cellular component: heterotrimeric G-protein complex. Gene Ontology annotation, biological process: adenylate cyclase-activating G protein-coupled receptor signaling pathway. NCBI's taxonomy places the organism in Eukaryota, Fungi, Ascomycota, Dothideomycetes, Acrospermales, Acrospermaceae. Gene Ontology annotation, molecular function: GTPase activity; G protein-coupled receptor binding; guanyl nucleotide binding. The record is from RefSeq and is a predicted model, not a curated record. Bases 1 to 1059 code for a protein of 352 amino acids. The transcript is spliced from 2 exons.